CUCAUAAGUGUAUACUAAAGUCAUAUUAAAUGUUGCAGACGACAGGAUCGACAAGCCACUCGGAUAGUCUGAUCAGAUCAUGUCUAUCCUUGGUUUAGAAGCACCAACAUGGCUGCUUAUUCUAUUCGUUAUAAUCCUACUGUAUGUGUACGGAAUGUGGGGCUUUUCGUACUGGAAGGAUCGAGGCAUUUCUGGACCAAAACCACUACCUUUUGUCGGCAAUGGACUUGACGUAUUUUUUAAAACAGGGAUGCAUCAAAGCCAACUGAAGUACAUAUUAGAACAUGGUCCUAUUGUUGGUUAUUUUGAGGGACGAAAACCACAGAUCAUUAUAGGAGACCUGGACACGCUCCGACAGAUACUCAUCAAGGAUUUUAAUUAUUUCCAAGAUCAUAGAAGGGUUAGUGACUUGGAUUUUAAGCCUCUUGACAAGGGGCUCACGCAAUUAGAAGGUCAUGAGUGGAAGAGAAUUCGAAAUACAGUGACGCCAACGUUCAGCUCUGGCAAGCUUAAGAUAAUGGUACCAUUGAUCAAUAAUGCCUGUAAAACACUUCUUGGUAGGAUCAAUGACCUCAUAAAAUCAAAAGAUGAUAUCAACGUGAAAGACAUGUAUGGUUGUUUGAUGAUGGAUGUUGUUGCAAGCACGAAUUUUGGUCUGCAACUAGAUUCUGUAAAAAAUCCAGAAAAUCCAUUUAUAAAAAACAUAAAGAACAUUCUUUCCGGCGGACGGCUUUGGUUGUUCGCGGUUGCAGUAAUGUUACCGGUAGUAGGAAAGCUUUUUAGAUUACUUGGCGUUGGACUCUUCGAUCCGAAAUCAGUUAAUUUCUUCACAGACGUCACAGAUCAGGUUGUGAAGGAAAGAAAAAGUGAUCCAAAUAAUGAGAGAGUGGAUUUCAUCAGAUUGAUGAUUGAUGCUCAUGAUAUGGAGAUUGCGAAAGAAGAAGAUGGACUCAAAAUCCAUUUCGAUGAUGAGGAUACAGAGCGUACACCAACGAAAAAACCGCUGUCAACUGAAGAAAUGAUGGCACAGGCUGUGUUGUUCAUAGUAGCCGGUUACGACACCACCAGUACUCUAUUGAGCUUUAUCUCUUACUUGAUGGCCCUUCAUCCUGACAUCCAAGACAAGCUCGUCCAUCACAUCGAAGAGGUCAUGGAAGGUCAAGAUUCAGUAACGUAUGAAGCUAUCACUAAAAUGUAUUAUCUAGAUCAGAUAAUCCAUGAGACUCUACGGUUGUAUCCAUCAGCCCCAUCAACAGACAGGUUGUGUACGUCUACCUGGACUCACGAUGGUUUGACGAUUGAAAAGGGUGUCGGAGUAAUUGUUCCAAUCUGGGCAAUUCAUCACAACCCUAACGUCUGGUCUGAUCCAGAAAGGUUUGAUCCAGAUAGGUUCAGCAAAGAGAACAAAGAGAAGCACCAUCCAAUGGCCUGGAUCCCGUUUGGACAUGGACCUCGCAACUGUGUUGGUAUGCGAUUCGCUCUAACAACGGUUAAAAUUGCAGUCGUUCACAUCUUCAGAAAGUAUCGAGCUGUUCCCGUAAAGAGUACCCCGAUACCAAUCGUAUCCAAAGUUCUUGGUCAAGUUAUUCCGAAGGAUGGGAUUCCUCUAGGUUUUGAGAAGAGGGAGUAAGUCUGAAAUGAGUUCGUCGUACCUCUUUAAGGAGAUAUAAAUUAACAUUAUUAAACUAAUUAAUAAUAUAAGCUGAUAAACUGAAUUAAUUGGCCAAUCAAUUGAGCAUUAAUAUAUUUGCGGGGUUUUUUUUUUUUUCUCUCAAAGAAUUCAGCAGGUUUGCUGUUUCCUUGUGUUGAUUUCGCCUAGUUUAUUUUUAGGUGCCUGUAAAAAAUAUGUUAACGUAAUCAGCCUGUCAUAUCGAAUACUUCAAACCUGCGGUGUGGUGUCUAUUAGAUCGCACGUCGAGUUAUUUGGUCAUAUAAACGCCGAUGUAAUAUGUCUUCCUUUUUGUAUGUAGAUUAAAAAUCUAGAAAACACAUUACACUAUGAAGAUUAGGCCCGGGAUUUAUCAAUCUCAGCUAAGCAAAUAUCUUAAAGCAGACUUAGCAAUGUAAAGGACUUAAGAGUGACGAACUUAAGAUUUUUUGCUUAGCAGGUUUGAUAAAUUCGGCUCCGGAUAUUAUUUAAUUACACUCUACCAGAAAGGACCGUAGGCCUACUAAACACGUUAAGGUUUAUAAUGUAGGCCUAUUAAUCAGUCAACUAUUACGAUGAAUUGAUUAUGGAAUCGAGUUUCCCAAGGCUAACCGCAGUACGGUUAAUCGUUUUAUAAAUUUUAAUAACGGAUGCAAAAACAUCAUGAAAAGUGUACAUAACCUAAGCCUAUACACCAUAUAACAUAAGCUUCCAUGGUACUACUUUUGCUAUUCAAAACACUAAACGUUGUAGACAAUCUUUUGUUCAUAAUUCCAUUCAUGUCUUCAAUAAACAUUUCAGUAGAUAGUCAUUUCUGGAAAUGUUGCUGUCUCUUAUUGGUGGGUGGGGACUUUUCAGGAGAUAUGGACACACUGUGAUCCACCGGCAGACAGUUAGCUGUUUUCUGUCUCUGUGACUACCAGACUAUUUUCUAGUUUCUGGCUGUUUUUGCAGAUUCAGGGCAGCGCUGUCCCCUAUUCCUGUAGCCGGAGGGUCAUGGUGAUAUCUUUCCUGAUCCUGACUCCACACCCACCAAUAAGAUUCAAUAAGAUUCAAUAAGAUUCAUUAAGAUUCAAUAAAUUCAAUACGAUUCAUUAGAUUUAAGUUAUUUGAAUAUGUCUCUUUGGAGUUCUUUGUUAGUUUACUUUUUUCUUUAUUCCUCUCAAUCACUUGAAUUUCAUUUGUACCCUGUUUUUUGUCACGUAUGUUGUUAUCAUUAGGCCGGCUAUAACGCCGAAAACCUGGUAUCAAACCUUUGAAACUUGUAUCUUUCAUGUUAGAUAGAGUAGACAAUAACACACAUCCAUAAAAAAAUGAUUGUUUUAGGACUUGUGACAAUAUUAAGUUUCUCCCGCCACAGGCCUAUUUUUCAGCCGGCCGCUGGGUCUCCUAAACGUUAGGCGUACCACACCUUAACUUUUUAUUUACCUUGACAAAGAACUCAAAUUUACUCGGGAGAUCGCUAAAAACACAGAAUCUUAUCUCCUGCGUAAUACAUUAGUUGCAUUAUAUUGAAAAAGGCCAAUUUCCCGUCAAAAAAAAAAGUGCUCGGAAAUUGACUUAUAAUAUUCGAAUAUGGAUAGACGGAUUUUCUGGCUCAAAGUUUUGCGGGGGAUUAUAUUCCAUGUGGAGGCUUAAUUUUGUAGCCUGGUAGUAUUACAAGUCGGUUCAUAUCUCUUCGAUAUGACGCGUUUGAGUAAUAAUAAAUCCAACAUCACCCGGGUUUAUGAACAUAGCUAUGUUUUAUACAUUUCCUUAAUCUGGUUGGCAAAGUGCCAUUUUUGACCAUUGUUUAGUUGGUGGAUACAAUAUACAGUUGGCUUAGAUUAUUACUGUAUUUUAAUUAUUUUUUACACAGAAGGCCAUAAUAUUGAGAUAGGGGCCUUCCAAUAAAGCCCUGUCCAUGUCAUGCCUAAAUACUGUCAUGAUGACAUCACAUCAAGACCACAGGCACGUGGGCAUACAAUAGUUUCUUUGUCAAAGAACAUUUGAUAGUGUGGACAGAGUAUUAGAUAUUAUCAAUUGAUUUAAAAGAAAUGUAAAAUGAUCCAGAAGAUCAAAGACUAACAAGGAUCUGACAAUGGAAGUUGUAUUUUAAACAGGCAACGCAUUUUGAUGAUAAUGGUUGAUUAAUGUAGGCCUAUAAUACGUUGAAGUCACAAUGUAAUGUAAUAUACUGGGUUUGAUAAAAAUAAUUAAUUUAAUUUUUAAUUAAUUUUUCAGUAGUUGAUAGGUACUUACAGAUAUGCUAGUUGCCAAAGGCCUUGGAAACUUUCAGCUAAUAAAACUGGCAACUGAUUAUGAGAGAGGUCCAUAUAUUAUACAAGAAACAAGACAUUAAUUUAGUAGUAAAAUAUUGUUAAUUUUAAAAUUCUCUUGACAAUAUGCUAGAUUGAUUGUAAUUAUAUAUAUACUGUAUUUACCAAAUAAAAUACAUUGCAUCAA
Messenger RNA from Anneissia japonica, 4093 nucleotides. Its product is annotated as cytochrome P450 3A24-like. The transcript has 2 exons. The coding region runs from base 80 to 1630 and encodes 516 amino acids. Gene Ontology annotation, molecular function: iron ion binding; steroid hydroxylase activity; heme binding. Lineage: Eukaryota; Metazoa; Echinodermata; Crinoidea; Comatulida; Comatulidae. The record is from RefSeq and is a predicted model, not a curated record.